Molecule: messenger RNA, 1014 nt
Organism: Yamadazyma jaroonii
Lineage: Eukaryota; Fungi; Ascomycota; Pichiomycetes; Serinales; Debaryomycetaceae
Source: the annotation of a GenBank genome assembly
AUGACACAAGAAUAUGACGAUGAUGAUGCUAUGGGAGGUCCUCUCUUGAUCGAACAGUUAGAAGGUAAUGGUAUUACCAACAAUGAUAUCAAAAAAUUAAAAGCUGCAGGGUUUAAUACUGUUGAAAGUAUCGCCUAUACCCUGAAAAAGAAUUUAUUGUUAGUUAAAGGUAUUAGUGAAAUUAAAGCUGAAAAGAUUGCUGGUGAGGCUACUAAGUUGGUCCCUAUUGGUUUCACUACCGCUUCCAAAUUUCAUGAAAGAAGAUCAGAAUUAAUCUGUCUUACAACUGGUUCUAAACAAUUAGAUACUUUAUUAGGUGGAGGUAUCGAAACUGGUUCAAUUACUGAAGUUUUUGGUGAAUUUAGAACUGGUAAAUCUCAGUUGUGUCAUACUUUAGCUGUAACUUGUCAAUUACCUAUCGAUAUGGGUGGUGGUGAAGGUAAAUGUCUUUACAUUGAUACUGAAGGUACUUUUAGACCUAGUAGAUUGGUCUCUAUAGCUCAACGUUAUGGUUUAGAACCUAAUGAUUGUUUAGAUAAUGUAGCUUAUGCUAGAGCUUAUAAUGCAGAACAUCAACUUCAAUUAUUGAAUGUUGCCAGUCAAAUGAUGGUUGAAUCAAGAUUUUCCUUAUUAAUUGUCGAUUCUAUUAUGAGUUUAUAUAGAACUGAUUAUAGUGGAAGAGGAGAAUUAUCUGCAAGACAAAUGCAUGUGGCUCAAUAUAUGAGAACUUUACAAAGAUUAGCUGAUGAAUUUGGAAUUGCUGUUGUAAUAACAAAUCAAGUUGUUGCUCAAGUCGAUGGAUCAGCUUCAAUGUAUAAUCCAGAUCCUAAAAAACCUAUUGGUGGUAAUAUCGUUGCUCAUUCUUCAACUACGAGAUUGAGUUUCAAAAAGGCAAGAGGUGAACAAAGAAUUUGUAAAAUUUAUGAUAGUCCGUGCUUACCAGAAAGUGAAUGUGUGUUUGCAAUUUAUGAGGAUGGUAUCGGAGAUCCAAAAGUCGAAGAUGAUGAUGAUUAA